Messenger RNA from Vicia faba (fava bean), 438 nucleotides. The record is from the annotation of a GenBank genome assembly. NCBI's taxonomy places the organism in Eukaryota, Viridiplantae, Streptophyta, Magnoliopsida, Fabales, Fabaceae.
AUGCUAGGUUUUUCAGUGGAGAAGAUCACAGACUUUGGCUUUGAUGUUGAGUUACUUCUUUGUCCAAUAUACCUCCUAAGGGUUGUGAUAUGGCCACCUAUCAUGGAUCUUUUAUCCUCAAGAGGCAUUGCUUCUCCUUACUGGUGCGGUGGUGACAAGUGUCUCCACCUUGAGACACUUGUCACCGUUCAAAUGAAGUAUCAAUGGUUGUACGUGUGUGAUCUAGGAUUCCUUAUGGUUCAUCUUUAUUCAAUAGCGUUGGAUCAUCAUCGAAUUAACAACAACAACAUCCAACGUCCCCGAGGUGCCUCCCAUGGUACACCUCCACUAAAGCUCACGCACAGGAUCACACAGCUUUACCCAAGAUCCCAUGCAUUGUUCUCCUUCAGGCCUAUAAUGCACCCUCCAUUUUUAACGAUCAGAUCUUUCCAGAUCUGA